Messenger RNA from Rotaria sp. Silwood2, 666 nucleotides. NCBI's taxonomy places the organism in Eukaryota, Metazoa, Rotifera, Eurotatoria, Philodinida, Philodinidae. The record is from the annotation of a GenBank genome assembly.
AUGACCGAAACUGAAGAAGAAAAAACAUCAUUACAACAAAAAUUAGAUGAAUUUGGUGAACAAUUAUCAAUAGUUAUUUCUAUUAUUUGUGUUGCUGUAUGGGCUAUUAAUAUUGGUCAUUUUAAUGAUCCUGUACAUGGUGCUGUAGCUGCCAUUCUUGAAGAUUUACCAGCUGUUAUAACAACUUGUCUUGCAUUAGGAACAUGUCGAAUGACAAAAAAGAAUGCAAUUGUACGUUCAUUAUCUUCAGUUGAAACACUUGGUUGUACAUCAGUUAUUUGUUCGGAUAAAAUAGAAACAUUAACAACUAAUCAAAUGUCUGUUUGUCGAAUGUUUAUAUUCAGUAAAGCUGAUGAUAAUAAUAUACAAAUCGAUCAAUUUGAAGUAACUGGAUCAAUUUAUGAACCAAAAGGUGAUAUUAUAUAUAAUGGAACAAAAUUUAAUUGUUCUCAUAGUAGUGGAUUAGUUGAAUUAACUGAAUGUGCUGCUUUAUGUAAUGAUUCAGCAUUAGAUUAUAAUGAAUCAAAAAAAGUUUUUGAAAAAGUUGAUGAAGCAAUAGAAACAGCAUUAACUGUUCUUGUUGAAAAGAUGAAUGUUUUCAAUACAGAUAAAUCACGUUUAUCACCGCAAAAAAUGGCUAUGUCAUCAAAUAUAAUUAUUCAUUAA